Gracilinanus agilis (Agile Gracile Mouse Opossum) is the source of this 1450-nucleotide messenger RNA. RefSeq names its product sialophorin (gene SPN). The transcript has 2 exons. Bases 94 to 1305 code for a protein of 403 amino acids. Gene Ontology annotation, cellular component: external side of plasma membrane. Lineage: Eukaryota; Metazoa; Chordata; Mammalia; Didelphimorphia; Didelphidae. The record is from RefSeq and is a predicted model, not a curated record. Gene Ontology annotation, biological process: type II interferon production; regulation of immune response; cell surface receptor signaling pathway. Gene Ontology annotation, molecular function: transmembrane signaling receptor activity; heat shock protein binding.
CUUUUGACCACCGCUGAGAACCUCCAACUGCAGGUCUUGACUCCCAGACACCCUUGAACCUUUCUGGGUCCUUGGGAGAUUCCACCUAGUGUCAUGGAGAUAAUACCCUCCUUGACUUUGUUGCUCCUCAUCCUCACUGAGUGUUCCUGGGCUUCAACAGACUUAUACAUAGACUCUGCUGACUCCCAGUCAGUCUCUUCUUCGGCUGUGAACUCCUCAAUCUCUUCCCUGGCUCUGGAAACCACAUUCUUGCCAACCUCAAAUUCAGAUUUGAUCUUGACACCUCCAACCCUGGAUGCCAGUCCUUUGACAUCCUUGGCCCCAGGCCACACACCCUCCCUGCCCCUGAAUGCCAAGGGCUUGGAGGCCUCAAUCCAGAGUGGGGAAACUCUUGAACUAAAUACUUCAAAGGCCCAGACUCUGGAAGUCAACUCAGAUCUGCCUGGAACCAUGACAGUAGAGGCCAAGGAUAACAUUCCUACCACUGAGGUGGCAUCUUCCACCAGUUUGACUUUCAUAGCCUCUGGGCUGACCUCAAUGGAUAAAGAGGCCCCCAGUAGUACCCAGGAACUGGUCACACACACAUCUACUCCAACUAAGUCUAAUGCUAGUCUCAUUGGUACAGCUACCAUGGUAACAUCUCCCUCCUCCAUAUCCCCUCCUUUGGUUACCAGUACAGAGCAAGGGGAGAAGACCACCCCAGUCUUUAAAGAAACGACCUCCUCUAAGAUUAUUUCAGCUAACACAACCAUCUCUAGCAUGACAAGUUCCAAGGUGUCCCAGGUUAGUGAGACCACAUCUAUAUCAUCUUUCACUUCAUUGACCAAAGCGUCUCCUGCAAAUGAACAGAGGCAGGAUGGAGGUACCUCCCCAAUAGUAAUUCUGGUUGUGGUUCUCCUGGUGGCGACUUUCUUGAUCAUCCUAUUGUUGCUGUGGCGACGUCGACAGAAGAAGAGGACAGGGGCUCUGAUGCUUGUGGGGAUUGGGAAAAAUAAAGGAGCUAGGGAUGCUUGGGCUGGGCCAGUUCAGGUUGCAGAGGACCAGGCCCCAUCUGGGUCAGCAGCAAUGGAAGGGGACACAGGGAACCCUGAAGGUGAAGGGACUGGCCGUAGGCCCACACUCACCACCUUCUUUGGCAAGCGGAAGUCUCAACAGGGUUCUGUGAUGAUGGAGGACCUGGAGGCUGUACCCUUUAUGGAAAAUAUGGAUGGAACUGUAAAGAACCCUGAAACUGAUGGCUCAGUAGCUGAUGGGUCAAAAGCAGGAGAUGGGAACUUGCCCUCAAUCCCAGUGACCAAUGUGUGAAGGGACCAAGAUCAUCAAUUGGUCAACAAAGGUUUUCCAGGCACAGUGAGAGGAGUGAGACAAAAGCUACCCUUAAGGAACUUAGCUGUAACUAGGAGAAAAUACUCAAAAAUUUAAAAAAUUAAAAUAAAAAAAAGGAACUUAA